Salvelinus sp. IW2-2015 is the source of this 2646-nucleotide messenger RNA. Lineage: Eukaryota; Metazoa; Chordata; Actinopteri; Salmoniformes; Salmonidae. The record is from RefSeq and is a predicted model, not a curated record.
ACACCGGAACAACCCGGAAGAAGAAACUAGUGCAAAAUGUGAUAACACCGCGAGACAGAGGUCAGAAUUUCUCUCUCACAACCAUCUUGGAUAUAGAAUCCCGACUCGACACAAGCAUGCCUGGCGAAGCCACAGAGACGGUCCCAGUCACUGAGCAGGAGAUGCAACAGCCGCAAGUUGAGACUGCUGCACUCUCUGCCCCUGCAAGUCUGGCUACCUCCCAGAAACCUCAGACUGCUUCUGGCCCUGCCAAGCCCAAAGGCAAAGAGGCCAAGGGUGGCUCUGCCCCAAAGGCUGUCCCUGGCAGAAGAAAACGCUCCUCUAUGUCUGCCUCCUCUGCUUCUCCUACCUCCUCCACACCCCAUUCCCCCCUAGCUACCUCACCUGGGGCUGCUGGAACUCCCAGCCAGGGCAGUCGUGCCGCCCCCAAGGUUGUGAAGGUUGGCAAACAAAGAAAGGCUAAGAAAGAGUAUUUUAAGCCUACUGCUGACCUGCCAGCCCCAGCAGGGGCCAAACCUCUUCCUAUGGAGCCUAAAGCUGCUCCUGCACCAGUAGUGGCCACGCCAGUGACUGUUGCUCCAGAGCCUGCCUCUCCCAAGCCUGUGGCGUCCCCUGUGUCCUUCAAAGUGACCUCAAAGCCUGCUGCACCAGCCCCCGUGUCAUUUGCUGACGCUAUUGCCUCUAGCCCCCCUAGAGCUGCCUCUGAAAUGCCCAUAGCCAAGCCAGAGCGUCUGCUCAAGGCUGAGGUGAAAGAGGUCAAUGCAGCACCUGCCCUGGAGGAUGACGAUGACCUUCCCCCUCUCAUUCCACCAGAGGAGCCAGUAAAGAUGCCAGUCUUCUCACCCCCUACAGUAGUAGGGACUCCUAAGCCUGCCCCAGUUGCUUCUCCAGCUCCCCCUAAGCCAGCUCCUUUUGAGCCCGUUGUAGCGGCGUCGGCUCCUGUUAAGGCUGUUGUGGCUACACCUGUUCCCCCUAAGCCAGUUCCAGUUAAGCUCGUUGUGGCUACACCAGCUCCCCUUAAGCCUGCUCCAGUUGUAGCUGUACCAGCUCCCCCUAAGCCUCCUCCAGUUGUAGCUGCACCAGCUCCUGUUAAGCCCAUUGUUGCUACACCAGCUCCCCCUAAGCCUGCUCCAAUUGUACCUUCGCCGGCUCCUGUUAAGCCUGUUGUGGCUACAACCGCGCCCCGUAAGCCAGUUCCAGUUAAGCCUGUUGUGGCUACAACCGCGCCCCCUAAGCCAGUUCCAGUUAAGCCCAUUAUGGCUACACCAGCUCCCCCUAAGCCUGCUCCAAUUGUACCUUCGCCGGCUCCUGUUAAGCCUGUUGUGGCUACAACCGCGCCCCCUAAGCCAGUUCCAGUUAAGCCUGUUGUGGCUACAACCGCGCCGCCUAAGCCAGUUCCAGUUAAGCCCAUUGUUGCUACACCAGCUCCCCCUAAGUCUGCUCCAAUUGUAGCUGUGCCGGCUCCUGUUAAGCCCGUUGUGGCUACACCAGCUCCCCGUAAGCCUGCUCCAGUUGUAGCUGCACUAGCUUCCGUCAAGGCCUCUCCGGUUGUAGCUUCGCCAGCUCCCGUUGAGCCAGUUAUAGCUGCACCAGCUUCCGUCAAGACCGUUCCCGUUGUAGCUGCACCAACUCCUAUUGAGGCCUCUCCGGUUGUACCAGCACCCGCUAAGCCAGCUCUUGUUGAGCCCGUUGUAGCUGCACCAGCUUCCGUCAAGGCCGCUCCCGUUGUAGCUGCCCCGGCUCCCGUUGAGCCAGUUGUAGCUGGACCAGCUCCCCUUAAGCCUGCUUCCUAUGCAGCCGUGGUAGCUGCACCAGCUCCUCUUAAGCCUGUUCCCAUCGAGCCUGUUGUAGCUUCCCCAGCUCCCCCUAAGCCUGUUGAAGUAGCCGUUGUACCAGCACCUGUUUCAAACCCUGCCCCCACCCCUGCUAAACCCCCUACCAAACCGGAGCCUGUGAUCAAGAAUGACAAGGGGUCUGGCACUGAAUCGGACAGUGAUGAGUCUGUACCAGAUCUGGAGGAACACGACUCUGCACAGACACAGCAAGCGCAGCUUGCAGCUGCUGCAGAAAUAGAUGAAGAACCCGUUAGCAAAGCCAAACAGAGCCGUAGUGAAAAGAAGGCACGAAAGGCAAUGUCUAAGCUGGGUCUCAGGCAGGUGACGGGGGUCACCAGGGUUACCAUUCGCAAGUCUAAAAAUAUCCUUUUCGUUAUCACCAAACCAGACGUCUACAAGAGCCCUGCAUCAGACACUUACAUUGUCUUUGGUGAGGCUAAGAUCGAGGAUCUUUCACAACAAGCCCAGCUUGCCGCGGCAGAGAAGUUCAAGGUACAGGGAGAAGCCGUGUCGAACGUCCAGGAAAACACACAGACUCCCACUGUACAAGAGGAGAGCGAAGAGGAAGAGGUUGACGAGACCGGGGUUGAGGUGAAGGACAUUGAACUCGUGAUGUCACAAGCCAACGUGUCGCGAGCGAAGGCUGUACGCGCCCUUAAAAACAACAACAAUGAUAUUGUCAAUGCUAUUAUGGAAUUGACGAUGUAGGCUGCUGGUCGAAGGGGGUUCUGAAAGUUUGCUGGUUUAAUCUACUAUUGUUUGUACAAUUUAUACCCGAGAUGGAAAUAAAGUUGUGGCUUGGUGAAUUGAA